AUGCGUCCUUGUAAUUCACUGAAGCUAGAGUUUCUCAAGAACUGGAUAAUGGGUCUCCAAAGAUGGAGCUUUUCGAAGAAGGAAAUGGGCAUCUUGGAAAGGAAAAAGGCUAUAAAGUUGUCUGCAGAUAUAGCCAUGGCUUCUGCAAGAAACGGUACGACUCGUUGGAGUCGAGCCCUCAUUGCCAAUGCUUAUUCAAAACAUGACAAACAUCUAGUUUCGAAAGGAGCGUCAACGGAGUACAGCAGGAGGAUCAGAAGCAAGAAGAUACUUAAAAGGAGUUGCAGAAGAAUAAGAAGAAGAUCAAAAGGGUUAGUUAGGGAAAGAACAAGGAUUUUGAAAAAUUUAAUCCCUGGGGGAGAAUUAAUGAAUGAAGGUUCGUUGAUUGAGGAAAGUCUAGACUAUAUCGUAUCGCUCCGAGCUCAGGUCGAUGUAAUGCGAAGCCUUGUAAGUGCUUCGGAGGUAGACCGGUGA
Molecule: messenger RNA, 474 nt
Organism: Hibiscus syriacus
Lineage: Eukaryota; Viridiplantae; Streptophyta; Magnoliopsida; Malvales; Malvaceae
Product: transcription factor IBH1-like 1
Exons: 1
Coding region: 1-474 (157 amino acids)
Biological process (GO): regulation of DNA-templated transcription
Source: RefSeq, a predicted model, not a curated record